UUGUGAUAAAUAUAGCAUCUACUUUCCGACAGAUGUUGUUUCGUACAUUGAAAGAAAGUCAACUACUAAGUUUGGCCAGUCUGAUUGGAAAAUAGUAGUGAAAAUGGCUCUUCUGGAAGUUUAUGAAUCAGAUAUAGUGAAUUAUUCAGCAAAAGGUACCAGGUGCAAUAAAAAAACGGGUAUUGAUCCGUCAGUGUAUAAUGCAAUUUUAGGUUGGGCACGUUCUAGGACUUCAGAAGAGAUCAAAGAGAAAGACUUCGUUUAUUACGUAAAUAAAUUUAUUUAUAAUAAGAGGCAAUAUCCUGGAGACACUCUUUCGAAAAAUAAGCCGACACCAGAAAAUAAGGGAAACAUCCAGUUAGACAAUCAAGAAGAAUCAUCAAGUGGCAAUACUCUUCACAAUCCUCCUGAAAAUAUAGAUGAAGUACCAUUGGACAAUAUGCCACCGUGUAAUUUAAAUGCCUUAGACCUGGCUCACCAUAACGUGCAUAAGGAAUUAGAGCAUAAUAGAAAUGUUUCCAUCGACUUGGACAAUCAACAGAUAUCAUCGAGUUGCAAUACUCUUCGAAGUUCUUCUGAUAAUACUGUUAAAGUACAAUCGAAGAACAUGUCACCGUAUACUUUCAAUUCCACGGACCAGGUUUACCAUAAUAUGAAUAAGGACUUAGAUUUCGUAUCUCAAGGUCGUAAGUAUCCAUUAAGCGUUGAAAAUUAUGAAAAUCUGAUGGAUGUACCAUCAAGCUACGUGCCACCAUACAAUCUACAUACUGUAAACCAAUUUCAAAAUAAUUCGAAUUGGAGCUCAAAUUAUGUAUCUCCAAAUGGUGAGUAUUCACCAAAUGUAACUAGUAAUCACAUCCAACAGUCGAUAGAUAUACUCCAAUAUGAUUACUUGCAAGACCGUACAUACUACAACUUUUAAAGUUGUAACUUAAAUUUUUAUACUCCCAAGAUGUUUAUACUCCAACUUAAUUUUUGUCUUUACUAUUUUUUAAAAUAUUACAGUGUUUUCAAAAUCUUACAAUUUCUUUUAUUGUAUUUUCGUGUGUUUGUACCAUUGCAUAAACUUAGUAAUAAAA
Molecule: messenger RNA, 1079 nt
Organism: Microplitis mediator
Lineage: Eukaryota; Metazoa; Arthropoda; Insecta; Hymenoptera; Braconidae
Exons: 2
Coding region: 104-922 (272 amino acids)
Source: RefSeq, a predicted model, not a curated record